Molecule: messenger RNA, 627 nt
Organism: Arachis duranensis
Lineage: Eukaryota; Viridiplantae; Streptophyta; Magnoliopsida; Fabales; Fabaceae
Product: biotin--protein ligase 1, chloroplastic-like
Exons: 6
Coding region: 1-627 (208 amino acids)
Biological process (GO): protein modification process
Cellular component (GO): cytoplasm
Molecular function (GO): biotin--[biotin carboxyl-carrier protein] ligase activity
Source: RefSeq, a predicted model, not a curated record
AUGAAUUUGCAAUCUAGCUUGUCUUUUAUUAAUGUAGAAUCUCUUUGCACUGAUACAUUUGGCAGGCUUCUUGUUUGGUCACCGCGGUUAGCUUCUACACAUGAUGUAGUUUUGCACAACUUUUGUGAGCUUUCUAUUGGUUCAGUUUGUCUUGCUGAUAUUCAGACCAAGGGGCGAGGUCGGUCAAAGAAUGUCUGGGAGUCUCCGUUAGGUUGUUUCCUGUUUUUCUUUACUCUACAAAUGGAGGAUGGGCGAAUAGUUCCAUUGGUGCAGUAUGUGGUUUCCCUUGCUAUCACAAAAGCAGUGAAGGAUAUUUGCAACAAAAAUGGAUUACCCUCCAUUGACGUCAAAAUCAAGUGGCCAAAUGAUCUUUAUUUAAAUGGCUUAAAAGUUGGCGGCAUUCUGUGCACCUCAACCUAUAAAUUGAAGAAGUUCAAUGUCAGUGCAGGUAGCAAGACAUUCUUGCCUCAGAACAAGAGAAUUGAAAUAGACGUAGCUGAGUAUGAUACUAUUAAGUAUUGGAAACAAAGGGCCUUGGGUUUGGAGAAAUUGCUUGAGGCAAGCAUCCAGAGAGAGCAGAUACUCCAAGACAAGUUGCUUGAAAGGAUCAAUAACAUUGAGAGGUAA